CCCAAAGGUCUUCUAACUGGACGGGACACACGAAUAUUAUUUUAUUUACACAUUUAUACCCAGAAAAACCACUUUAUACAACAAGAAAGACGAGUUUGGACUCACCAUUCUACACCUCAAUCAAUUAACUUGACCCUUAUGAAGUUUUUGGAAAGUUUAGUGGAAUAUUUUGUUGGCAUUGGAAAAAAAGAAAAGUUGCGUGCCUCGAGAAGCCUGAAUAAAAAAUACAAGUUAAAAUAGUUGAAAUUUUGAUAUAAAAGACAGUGGAUAUUCAUAAUACACUUAAAUAUGGCUUCAGUUGUGGUCUGUGCUUUGUUAUUUCGUUGGGUUCUUCCUCUUCUUCUUCUUGGAGCUUCUUGCAUACGAAUUAAUGGUUUCUCAUUCAUUUACUUAUGCUGUUUGCUCAUUAUUCCACUUUUGCCUAAUCCUACGCGAAAAAAUUUUGGACCUUGUGGUCAUACAGGGAACCUUCAGAAAGCCAUUUUAGGUUUAUCUGUUAUUGCUAUUGUGGCUCAAAUUACUUUUCAAAUAGUUCUGGCAGCCAUUCCACCUUAUGGGCAUUUUCUACCUAAUUGUUCAACAUAUGAACAGCUUGCCAGAGAAAUAGGCUUGAAUAGGUUUGAUGCAGUGCCAGCCUACACUGUUGUCCGUUACAUAUUACCAGAUGUAGUUGUCUUCAUUACUUCACUGUCAUGUGUCUUGUGCUGUAAAAGACUGGCUUCUUCUCCUGUUUCUCGUGCUGCAACUCCAAAAAGCCCUCAAAAAGUACUUGCCGUAUCACACGAACCAACCACAACUGAUAAUAUAAUGCCUUACGUAAUGGCUGCCAUGCUUCUAGCAGCUGGAAUUAUUCAACCAUCUGUCAUUUCAGUGAUCUAUUUCGUGACAUUUCUUGGCCUGGGUACGGUAUGGGCCUGCCAUAAAGCUGUGCGACUGCGGCACAGGAAGGCAUUUGCAUGUAUUAGACUAAUAUUAAUGAUAUAUUCUGGUCUACAUGUCCUGGUGCUAUAUUUAUACCAGUCGCAGUUCUUCCAAGAUGUCUUGCCUCCUCAGCGUCUGAUUACUAGGUUAUUAGGUCUUGUUGGUAUUGUCUACACAGACUGCAACCACCCACAAGUAUUGCAUGUUAAACAGAAUAUAGACUGGCCACUUGUCUCUUGUCCAGGGGUGAUUCUUCUACUUUACUGGCUGCUGGCAACAGAGACAAGAAUCUACUUCACUACAACU
This is a messenger RNA of Actinia tenebrosa (Australian red waratah sea anemone), 1227 nucleotides long. RefSeq names its product piezo-type mechanosensitive ion channel component 1. The record is from RefSeq and is a predicted model, not a curated record. Gene Ontology annotation, molecular function: mechanosensitive monoatomic ion channel activity. Gene Ontology annotation, cellular component: membrane. Lineage: Eukaryota; Metazoa; Cnidaria; Anthozoa; Actiniaria; Actiniidae.